This is a messenger RNA of Emiliania huxleyi CCMP1516, 879 nucleotides long. RefSeq lists its product as hypothetical. The record is from RefSeq and is a predicted model, not a curated record. Gene Ontology annotation, molecular function: iduronate-2-sulfatase activity. Bases 1 to 879 code for a protein of 292 amino acids. Lineage: Eukaryota; Haptophyta; Isochrysidales; Noelaerhabdaceae. The transcript has 2 exons.
AUGCUCAACUUACUUUGCAUUGUCCUCGCGAACUUCUCCGUCCUCGCGUCGCCAACGUGCGGGCCAACCGACGAACCGACCGUAGGCUGGGUGCAGCACGGUGGUGAUUUCUCCAAGUGUGACAAUCAAGGUCCCGACCAGCUCUCCCGUGUCGCGAAUGUCCUCGCCUGUGAGGCCAUGGCGGUUAGCAGGGGCGACGUCUACUUCAACUUCAAUUUUCAAAUGACAGGGGCCGGUGACUACAAAUGCUUCACGUCAAAUGCCUGCCCAGGACGGGAUGCCACGGCCUAUGGGCAGACGCAAGUGAUCACUCCAAACUUAGACGCCUUUGCGAAGAGGUCACUCACCUUUGAGCGUGCAUAUGUCCAGUUCUCCCAUUGUUCGCCCUCACGAUCAAGCUUCAUGACAGGGCGCACGCCACAGCAAACUCAAGUCUACAACUUCGUCUCCUCCUUCAGAACGGUUGGCCGGGAUUGGGUGACCCUUCCGCAGUACUUCAAGGACAACGGGUACUACGUGGCGGGUGGUGGAAAGCUCUUUCAUCCAGACAGCAGUGGUCCUCCCCUAAACAACGACCAACCUUUGAGCUGGGACAGCUACUACUUCCCCAACGACCCAGAGGAUAAGAAGUAUGCAUGCAAUGAGUCCACCCAGCUCUACUUUGGGGUGUGUCCCUCCGAGGAAAGCGCUGACUCCUUCUUUGACGCGCAGCUUGCGGCGGCGGCGAUGGAUGAGCUCGUUGUCGCAAGGGAUAGCGGGAAGCAUUGGUUCCUUGGCGUCGGCUUCGAACGCCCCCACAGACCGUGGAACACGCCUCGAGAGUUCUACGACCUCUACCCGAACAGCGGCAAUGCUCCUACGGAUAUCGCCCUCGACUAA